UACACACUCACGCACAUCCCGACCCCGGCCAUUCCCUCCCGCGCGCACACAUACGCACACACCACGCGCCUCUGUGCACUAAGGCCACUGACUGAUGGCUCGGAAUUGUCACUAGUUCGCGGGAAGUAAUCCAAAGUACACGUGGAAGUUUAAACGCAGCAACAGAUAGUGAUCCAAGUACUUUUUUUUUUUUCAUAGGGAUUUCAAUGCAUUAACAUACGGAGAUUUCAAUGCUCUCCAGCUAGCAAUCUAAGAGAAAAGAACCCAGGAAAGGUUUCAGAAUAUGAGAACAUUGUUUUCUUGUUCGACUUCCGCGGCAGAAAGACGCUAAUGAUUCCCCGUUAAUUGCGCGCUGAACGUGUAAUUUCAAGUUCCUGUCGCCGGCGAAGGAAGAAGAGGCGGAGGAGGAGGAGGAGGUGGUGGUGGAGGUAGAGGAAGAGGAAGGACAGACAAGGACAGUCAAAGGGAAUAUUGAACCUUAGGAAGAAGGGAAUAUCUGUUGUGGAUAUCUUGGAACCUCUGAAAUGCAGGGGCGGCGGCGGCGGUGGUGGUGGUGGGCUGCGGUGGUGGCUGUGGCGGCGACUGUGACAGGCGAGGGCUCCAGUGUUGGGGAGCGGCACUCCCUGACACCACACCAUGCCCCCUCCCUCUCCCGACCUUUGAAGUCUCUGGACCACGCCCGCCCUCCAGACACCGAGGUGGAGAGUCACUCGAGCCACAAAGAACUGACGCCUUACCACCUUUCUCCGAGAACCUGGAGGCAUCUUACCACCGCGCUCUUUUGGAGAAUCAUCAAAGACCGCCUUGGAAUGCCUCCUGAAGACACGUAUUUGAAUCCUGGACCUAUUGCUGACCUGCUGGAACAUUUCAAAACGGAAGCCUCUGAAAGAAAAGAAAAACGAAAUCGUAAGGAAGAUGUAGAGUCACUGGAACACGCUGAGACGCAAGGCACCGUAAGGGAAAGGAAAGGAAAGAAAGAAAAGAGACGUUCGUUAGAACGCUCUCAAAUAACACAUGACGAAGUAAGAAAAAUAAUAGAAAAGCUACAGUAUGAUGAUAAAGAGAGCGUAUUGAAACACGCCAGGAAGACACAAGAGAACAUCGUCAAGAAAAGAAAAGGAAAAUGGAAGCAUGAAGAGAAGAAGCACCACUCGCUGAAACUUUCUAAGAAGACGCAAGACACAAUAAAGAAAAGAAAGGAGAAACAAAAGCAAAGAAAUACAGACAACACACUGGAACACAUGAAAAUAACACAGGAUACCAGAAGCUUAGGAGAAAAGAAACUUAAUAUCGACAAAAAGGAAGAAAAGAAUGUUGGAAAAAAUUCGUCUUCUUCCCUUUCUCACGCCUCGGCCAUCGCCCACGCCCUCAGGAAACACGCUCAGGGGAAGGUCGUCAGCCGCAGCACCAGAGCCAUCAAUGCGCGCGUCGCCUCUUUCAUCAACCUCCCAGCCGAGCACCGCGGAUUCCUACUUGACCUGCCCGCGGAACACAGGGAAAGUCCGCCCUUCAUACCACCACCAGCCCCGCCCCAACCACCCGCACCCGCACCCUACCAGUACCAUCACCACGACCACGAGACAGGAGUGUACGUGUUUGGCUACGGCGAUGGGCAGCAGUGGCGCCACGAGGAGCGGGGUCCCAAGGGGCAGGUGCGCGGAGGCUACGGCUGGAGGGACGAGAGAGGCAAAAACCACGUCACCCACUUCGUCGCCGACACCAGUGGUUAUCGCGUGGUGCCCCGGGACAAGCAGGUGCCGCGGGUGUCGGGAGCGGCCCUGGGACUGCUGGCCGAGGACGGGGGAUACGCCCCCGCGCCUUACCUGUCCUCCCUUCACCCCCUGCACCACCACCGCCACUACCUCCACCUCGACCACCUCCGCAGUGAGGAGCACCACGCCCCACAAGCCCCGCCAGGUGUCCGUCCCGUACUGCUGACCCGCCCCUUGGCUCGACCCGACCCCCGCCCGCCACCCCGGCCCCACCCCUACUCCCUGCUGUACCUACACUACGUCCCCCUCGCCCACUUGACCGCGCGUGACCCUGAGUACCGGAGCAGCGGGAGGGAAGAGCCCCAGCCCGCUACCACCACCACCACCACCAGCCUCCGCCCCAAGCUGAGUUUGUGGCAGUGACUGGGACCAUUGUUAAUUACUGAAGGAGUUUGUUAGCUGUCCACCUGCACCAGUAGCUGCAUCAUCCUGGGACAAGAUUGCGUUGUGAAAUAAGCAACUAUGGACACUAUAGUAUUUCCAUAGCAUUCACUUCAGAAAUAAACACUGGUCCAUUUUAUCAUAAUUCAGUGUCUCAAACCACAAGAAGUUUAGAAGUUUUUAGCUAGAAUUGCUGUAGGUUAGUGAAGUAGUUGCAGUCUCCACAGAGACUGUAGUGUGUACUGGUACAUGCAGUGACUAAAUACAGGCAAUGCAUUGGUGAAGUGACUCUUGGUUCACAUGAUGUUGCUUUGGAGUUGUACUAUGUGAAGAACUUGCCAGAAAAGUACGUCUUAAUUACUUAGUGCUGUGUUCCCAACUACAUCAUUGGAUGACAACCACUCUUUAGCAGGGAAACACUGCAUGUAUUCUGGCAGCCAUUCUAUGAUGACAUCAGGGAACUUAGUGCAAGUGACCACCUGGAUGAAAAGGAGAAAGUUGCACACAAUCUCCUUGUGAUGGGGGGUGAAAAAGAAUCCCAGCAGUUUCCCUGUACCAGUUGGACCAGCAUCCUGCCUGCCCAGGAAACUCCCAAGCUCACCACUAGAGAGAAUGACGAAAGUGGCUUCCAGCUGCCAAAGGAACUGUGG
This is a messenger RNA of Portunus trituberculatus (swimming crab), 2803 nucleotides long. RefSeq lists its product as uncharacterized. Bases 525 to 2135 code for a protein of 536 amino acids. The transcript is spliced from 10 exons. NCBI's taxonomy places the organism in Eukaryota, Metazoa, Arthropoda, Malacostraca, Decapoda, Portunidae. The record is from RefSeq and is a predicted model, not a curated record.